Messenger RNA from Arabidopsis arenosa, 5007 nucleotides. The record is from the annotation of a GenBank genome assembly. Lineage: Eukaryota; Viridiplantae; Streptophyta; Magnoliopsida; Brassicales; Brassicaceae.
CUAUGUGGCUGUGAGCCAAUGUAUUUUCCUUAUUUCUUUUAAGUUGAAUUACCACUACAACAAGAUAAAGGCAUUUUGCAUUUUUCUCCGUCUCUUAUCACUCUCCUGCAAAAUAUGAGACUGUUUCUUUUAUUCUCUUACAGUGCUCUCAUGUUACUUGAUGCAUACGGUUUUACCGAUGAAACUGAUAUGCAAGCGUUGCUCGAGUUCAAGUCUCAAAUUUCUGAAGAAAAAAUAGAUGUCUUGUCCUCAUGGAAUCACUCUUUCCCUCUCUGCAGCUGGACUGGGAUUACAUGUGGCCGCAAGCACAAGAGAGUGAUUGGUUUGGACCUCAAAGGAUUGCAAUUAAGCGGCGUGAUAUCACCAUAUAUUGGUAACCUUUCGUUUCUCAUAUGGCUUAAUCUUUCUGAUAACUCUUUUGGUGGUACCAUCCCACAAGAAGUUGGAAACUUGUUUACACUUGAAUAUUUGAAUUUGGGCUCAAAUAUUUUUGAGGGAGGGAUCCCUGCCCGUCUCUCUAAUUGCUCUAGAUUAUUGGAGCUUCAGCUAGAUUCAAAUUAUCUUGGAGGAGGUGUUCCUUCAGAGCUAGGGUCAUUGACGAAGCUUGUUGAUUUAUAUCUUGGUGGAAACAACUUGAAAGGGAAGCUCCCUCCAUCUCUAGGAAACUUGACAUCCCUCAGAAGUCUUACCAUUGAAAAUAACAAUAUGGAAGGAGGAAUUCCAGAUAAUAUAGCUAGAUUGAAUCAAAUGUUGGUACUUGAUUUAGGAGUGAACAACUUCUCAGGUGUUUUUCCUCCCCCCAUCUACAAUUUUUCCUCACUUAAGUAUUUAUACAUCUCUGGUAAUCAUUUCUCGGCUUUCUUAAGAUCUGAUUUUGGUAAGCUGCUACCAAACCUAGUAGAGUUAAAUAUGGGACAAAAUAGUUUCACAGGAGUCAUUCCAACAACACUUUCCAACAUCUCUCAAAAGUUGGCGAUCAAUGAUAACAAUCUUACAGGAAGUAUUCCUCUAAGCUUCGGAAAAUUACGGAAUUUGCAAUGGCUAUUUCUUUUUAGCAAUUCUUUGGGAAGUUACUCUUUCGGAGAUCUUGACUUUCUGGUUGCUUUGGCUAACUGCACCAAACUAGAGAAAUUAGAGAUUAGUGAUAAUAGGCUCGGAGGUGAUUUACCUAUCUUCAUUACGAAUCUCUCCACGAACCUCUACACUUUAGACCUUGGAUACAAUUUCAUCUCGGGAAGCAUUCCUCGUGACAUUGGGAAUCUCAUAAGCCUACAAAGCCUUGUGUUGCAAGAAAAUAUGUUGACAGGCGCAUUCCCAACUUCCCUUGGUAAAAUUUCUAGGUUGGAGGGAAUAAAUCUCGAUUCAAAUAAAAUGUCAGGAAAAAUACCAUCUUUUAUAGGCAACCUCACUCGGUUGGACAAAUUGUAUUUGUUCAACAACAGUUUUGAAGGAACCAUUCCUCUGAGUCUCAGUAACUGUACUUCUUUGCGGGAGUUAAUCAUUAGGUCUAAUAAGUUGCAUGGGACUAUUCCUCAGGAAAUUAUGCAAAUUCAAUCUCUUCUUCGCCUAGACAUAUCACGUAAUUCCUUGACCGGCUCUCUACCAGAAGAUGUUGGACGACUUGAAUAUCUUGUCUAUCUAUUUGUUGCGUAUAAUAAACUAUCUGGACAUCUCCCACAUUCCUUGGGAAAUUGUCUCGCGAUGGAAACACUUUCGUUGCAAGGAAACUAUUUUGAUGGAGCCAUUCCGGAUAUAGAAGGGUUAAAAGGUGUUAAAAGAGUUGAUUUCUCGAACAAUAAUCUCUCUGGGACUAUACCUGCAUAUCUUGCAAACUUUUCUUCAUUGGAGUAUAUUAAUCUAUCCAUCAACAAUCUCGAGGGAAGUGUGCCAACUGAAGGGAAAUUUCAGAAUGCUACUAUAGUAUUAGUAUUUGGAAACAAAAAUCUUUGUGGAGGCAUCAAGGAAUUGAAACUAAAGCCAUGCUUAAGGGAAGCUCCACCGAUGGGAUCAAAGCAUUCUUCUCGUUCAAAAAGAGUUGUGAUCGGAGUAAGCAUAGGCAUGGCUUUGCUUUUUCUGCUGUUCGUAGCUUCAGUUUCUCUACGUUGCUCCACCGGCGUCACAGGAACCGUCGGCUAUGUCGCACCCGAAUAUGGAAUGGGAGGACAACCAUCAAUACAUGGUGAUGUGUAUAGCUUUGGGGUUCUCCUCUUGGAAAUGUUCACAGGAAAGCGACCAACCAACGAGUUAUUUGGGGGAAACUUCACCCUACACAGCUACACCAAGUCGGCGUGGCCGGAAAGAGUCAUGGAUAUUGCUGACAAAUCAAUUCUUCACAGCGGUCUCAGAGUUGGUUUCCCAAUUGAUGUAUGCUUGACACUGGUUUUGGAUGUGGGACUUAGGUGUUGUGAAGAAGGUCCGACAAACCGUUUGGCAACCAGUGAAGCUGCAAAAGAGUUAAUCUCGAUCAGAGAGAGGGCUUUCAUGUUACUUGAAGCAUAUAGUUUUACCGACGAAACUGAUAGGCAAGCGUUGCUGGCGUUCAAGUCUCAAGUUUCUCAAGGCAAAAGAGAUGUCUUGUCCUCAUGGAAUCACUCUUUUCCUCUGUGUAACUGGAAGGGGGUUACAUGUGGCCGCAAACACAAGAGAGUGACCGAUCUGGACCUUGGAGGAUUGCAAUUGGGCGGUGUGAUAUCGCCAUCUAUUGGUAAUCUUUCGUUUCUUAUAUCACUUAAUCUCUCUGACAACUCUCUUGGUGGUACCAUCCCUCAAGAAGUUGGAAACUUGUUUAGGCUUGAAUACUUGGAUAUGAACUCAAAUAUUCUCGAGGGAGGGAUUCCGGCCCGUCUGUCUAACUGCUCUAGAUUGUUGUUGCUUAAUACUGCUAUAAAUCCUCUUGGAGGAGCUGUUCCUUCAGAACUAUGGUCAUUGACGAACCUUCUUGGUUUGUAUCUUGGAGAAAACAACUUAAACGGGAAGCUCCAUGCAUCUAUAGGAAACUUGACAUCUCUCACAAUACUUGACUUUGGAGUUAACAAUAUGGAAGGAGAAAUUCCGGAUGAUAUAGCUAGAUUGACUCAAAUGAUGGGACUUAGUUUAGAUAUAAACAGAUUCUCUGGUGUUUUCCCUCCCCCCAUCUACAAUUUGUCCUCACUUGAGUAUUUAUCCAUCUUUGGUAACCAUUUCUCGGGUUGUCUGAGACCUGAUUUUGGUAAGCUGUUACCAAACCUAUUUGUGUUAAAUCUGGGAAGUAAUUAUUUUAGAGGAGCCAUUCCAACAACACUUGCCAAUAUCUCGACUCUUCAAAAGCUGGAAAUCGAUGAUAACAAUUUGACAAGAAGUAUUCCUCUGGUCUUGGGAAAAUUAUGGAAUUUGCAAUGGCUAUCUCUUUUUAGCAAUUCUUUGGGAAGUUACUCUUUUGGAGAUCUUGACUUUCUGGUUGCUUUGACUAACUGCACCAAACUAGAAAAAUUAGAGAUUGGUGAUAAUAGGCUCGGGGGUGAUUUACCUACCUUCAUUACGAAUCUCUCCACGAACCUCUACAGUUUAGACAUUGGAACAAAUUUCAUCUUUGGAAGCAUUCCUCGUGACAUUGGGAAUCUCAUAAGCCUACAAAGCCUUGUGUUGAGGGAAAAUAUGUUGAGAGGCGCACUCCCAACUUCUCUUAGCAUGCUUUUCAGAUUGGAGGGAUUAAAUCUCAAUUCAAAUAAAAUGUCAGGACAAAUACCAUCUUUUAUAGGCAACCUCACUCGGUUGGACAGACUGUUUUUGUUCAACAAUAGUUUUGAAGGAACAAUUCCUCUGAGUCUUAGUAACUGUACUUCUCUGCGGCAAUUAUGGAUUGCGUCUAAUAAGUUGAAUGGGACUAUACCUGGGGAAAUUAUGCAAAUUAAGUCCCUUGUUUUUCUAGACAUGUCAGAUAAUUCCUUGACAGGCUCUCUACCAGAAGAUGUAGGACGACUUGAAGCUCUUGUCUAUCUAUCUGUUGCGUAUAAUAAACUAUCUGGACAUCUCCCACAUUCCUUGGGAAAUUGUCUCUCGAUGGAAACACUUUUGUUGCAAGGAAACUAUUUUGAUGGAGCCAUUCCGGAUAUAAAAGGGUUAAAAGGUGUUCAAAGAGUUGAUUUCUCAAACAAUAAUCUCUCAGGGAGUAUACCUGCAUAUUUUGCAAACUUUUCCUCGUUGGAAUAUCUUAAUCUAUCCAUCAACAACUUCGAGGGAAGUGCACCAACAGAUGGAAUAUUUCAGAAUGCUACAAUAGUUUCAGUAUUUGGAAACAAAAAUCUCUGUGGAGACAUCAAGGAAUUGAAACUAAAGCCAUGCUUAAGGGGAGCUCCACCGAUGGGAUCAAAGCAUUCUACUCGUUUAAAAAGAGUUGUGAUCGGAGUAAGCAUAGGCAUGGCUUUGCUUUUGCUGCUUCUCGUAGCUUUGGUUUCUCUAUGAAAGCGACCAACCAACGAGUUAUUUGGGGGAAACUUCACCCUCCACAGCUACACCAAGUCGGCGUUGCCGGAAAGAGUCAUGGAUAUUGCUGACAACUCCAUUCUUCACAGCGGUCUCAGAGUCGGUUUCCCUAUUGUUGAGUGCUUAACAUCAGUUUUGGAGGUGGGACUUAGGUGCAGUGAAGAAUAUCCGGCGAACCGGUUGGCAAUGAGUGGAGCUGCAAAGGAGUUAAUCUCGAUCAGAGAGAGGUUUUUUAAAACCAGAAGAACAGCUAGACGUUGAAGUGUUUACGAUCUCUCUACAAACUUUUAAAACCUACCUAAAGGCUAAUUCUGAGGCCUCAAAAACAUCAAUGUUUUCAUAAUGUGUGGUUUUCCUCUUUAUGUACCAUAAUGCUUGCGGAUUAUUGUUGAUGAAUGAUUGUGUUAUUUGCAUACAAAUGUUGUGACAUUGUUACCUUUGCUACAGAGGACUCAACCUAACAGACCAAAACUUUUAAACGAACAAAGACAUAUUGGUACACUACAGGUAAAAGAAAACACUAACCAAUAAAUAUCAAAUUUCAGA